GAGGAGCGACGCAGAGCGCAGCGAUGGAGCCGGGCGGCGAGGGCGCGGAGGCGUGCAUGGAGGGCGCGGCGGGAGACCCGUACCGGCGGCCGGCGCGGCGAACGCAGUGGCUCCUGAGCGCCCUGGCGCACCACUACGGGCUGGACCGCGGCGUGGAGAACGAGAUCGUGGUGCUGGCCACCGGCCUGGACCAGUACCUGCAGGAGGUCUUCCACCACCUGGACUGCCGGGGCGCCGGCCGCCUGCCCCGCGCCGACUUCCGCGCGCUCUGCGCGGUGCUGGGGCUGCGCGCCGACGGGGCCGUGGCCUCCGGGGAGGCCGCCGGGGAUGCGGCCGCCGAAGACACGAACUCACGGGAUAUGACUGCACAGGACGCGGCCGCUGGGGUGGCCACUGACCGGGACGCGGAUGUCGAGGAGGAGGCGCGCCUGGCGCUGCGCGCAGAGCCGCCGGAGCUCACCUUCCGCCAGUUCCACGCGCGCCUCUGCGGCUACUUCGGCACCCGCGCGGGGCCCCGGCUGCCCCGCGGCGCUCUCAGCGAGCACAUCGAGACGCAGAUCCGCCUGCGCCGCCCGCGCCGCCGCCGCCCGCUCCGUGCGCCCGGCCCCGACGGCGGCUCUGAGGGCAGCGCAGAGGGCGAGCGCGUGGCCCGGCUGGAGGAGGAGAACAGCAGCCUGCGCGAGCUGGUGGAGGACCUGCGCGCCGCGCUGCAGAGCAGUGACGCGCGCUGCCUAGCGCUGCAGGUCGGCCUCUGGAAGAGCCAGGUGGCGGGGCGCGGCGGGCCCGAGGCGGCGGCGGCGCGGGAGCUGCAGCAGGCGCGGGGCGCCCUGGCGGCGGCGGAGGCCCGCGCCGGGCGGCUGCGCCGGGGCCAGGCCGAGGUGCGGCGGCGCGCCCAGGAGGCCCGGCAGGCGGUGCAGCGCAGCCUGCACCGCGUGCGCGAGCUCGAGGCGCUGGCGCGGCAGGUGCCCGACCUGCAGCGCUGGGUGCGGCAGAUGGAGGCGGAGCUGCGGCGCUACAGGUCAGAGGGCCCCCAGCUCCCAACCUCCCCACAACCCAGCUUGGAGCAAGGAGGCAAGAGUGGUGAACCUCAGGACGAUGGGACCAGCGACCCAGGUGCUGCUCCCGAGGGAGCCUGGCAGUCAGACAGCAGCUCCGGGAGCAGAGCCCUGGAUGAAGCAGCAGGCGAGCAGCUGUUCCGUUCCGUGGAGGGCCAGGCCGCCUCUGACGAGGAGGAGGAGGCGGAGGAGGAGAAGAGGCGGGAGGAACAGAAACCACUGGUGGCCGAGGCCAAGACGCUGCUGGCGCAGCUGUCCAGCUGUGGGCGCGGGUGUGAUGACCAGACAGCUAAGAAGCUUAUUUCUUACUUUGGCUGCUUUGAUGGUGCCGACCACGCCUGCACCCUGGGGGAGCUGGAGGCCCGCAUCUCCUCGCUGGUGGAGCAGCUGGGGACUCAGGGCUGCAGUGGGAAGACCCAGAGGACAUCUGGGGAGGAGGCAGAGCUGCAGAGGAAGGUGGAGGAGAAUGAACAUCUGAGGCUGGAGCUGCAGUUGGUGGAGACUGAGAGGGUUCGGCUGUCCCUGCUGGAGGAGAAGCUGGUGGAUGUGCUGCAGCUCCUGCAGAGGCUCCGGGACCUGAACAUAUCGAGAAGAUCACUGGGGAAGAUUUUGCUGAGCACGCUGGACGCUUGCAGGGACCCCAUAGAUGAGGGGAGACCUGGCCCCUCGGCAAUCCUGGAUGCCCUGCACCAAGCCUUGGCUGGCUGUGAGCUCUUGCAGAGACAGCCCUUGGAACCAGCUUCCACAGCUCCUGUGCUCACCAACCCCCUCCUCAUCUCCUACUGAGGUCACUAGCCCA
This is a messenger RNA of Cynocephalus volans (Philippine flying lemur), 1854 nucleotides long. RefSeq names its product EF-hand and coiled-coil domain containing 1 (gene EFCC1). The transcript is spliced from 8 exons. The record is from RefSeq and is a predicted model, not a curated record. Gene Ontology annotation, molecular function: calcium ion binding. The coding region runs from base 24 to 1841 and encodes 605 amino acids. Lineage: Eukaryota; Metazoa; Chordata; Mammalia; Dermoptera; Cynocephalidae.